Messenger RNA from Scomber japonicus (chub mackerel), 1110 nucleotides. Its product is annotated as zona pellucida sperm-binding protein 3-like. The coding region runs from base 1 to 1110 and encodes 369 amino acids. The transcript is spliced from 8 exons. Gene Ontology annotation, biological process: positive regulation of acrosome reaction; binding of sperm to zona pellucida; egg coat formation. Gene Ontology annotation, cellular component: extracellular matrix. Lineage: Eukaryota; Metazoa; Chordata; Actinopteri; Scombriformes; Scombridae. The record is from RefSeq and is a predicted model, not a curated record. Gene Ontology annotation, molecular function: acrosin binding.
AUGGCGACGCCGGGAAAAUAUACGACAUGUGUCUACUUUUUGGCUGUUUUGCUGUAUGAGUGCGGUGUUUCUUUGGCUCAAAGAAGAACUGCAGAAACUCAAGUAAACGCUGGACUUGAAAUAAAAUGUGGAGAAGUUAAUAUGAGACUAACAGUUAAACGACUGCUUUUCGAAGGCAGAGGUAUUCCGUUCAAACCUGAAAAUAUUCGACUGGGAGCAAAUUCAACACAGCAGGAGUCCUGUGGGCCGAAAGAACCGACGUCUGAAUCUGAAAUGGUCAUCAGUGUAGGGCUCCAGGAAUGUGGGACCAAGUCCAGUGUACAUGGUGAAUGGCUUUUGUACUCCAACCUGCUGAUGCUAUUUCCUGCUGUGGUUCCCAUCUAUACAGGCAGUAAAAUAGUGAAAGGGUCAACUUCUGUCAUACCUGUGGAAUGCUAUUAUAAGAGGAAGCAGAUAGUGAAUGGAGAACCAUUAACCCCAACCUGGUUACCCAUGACCUCCACUAUCAGUGUGUUUGGCCUUCUGCUCUUCUCUUUUCGUACCAUGACAGAUGACUGUACCUCGCCGCGUAGUUCCUCAGUCUACCAGCAGGGAGAAGCAGUGUUUCUGGAGGCCAAUGUGGAGGCCCCGCUGCACCCUCCUCUCACUUUAUAUGUUGACUAUUGUGUGGCUACACAGAAGCCUGACCCUUUCUCCUUGCCAAGCUACAAGUUUAUAACUAAGCACGGAUGUCUCAUAGACAGUGUAUUGCCUGGGUCAUCAUCUAAAUUCCUUCCUCGGGAGCAAGACAGCAGGCUAUGCUUUAGUGUCCAAGCCUUCCACUUAAAGCAGGCGUCUUGGGAACAGAUGUUCAUCAGUUGCCACCUUAGGGCUACUCUGAAACAAAACUCACACAGCCACCUUGAUAAAGCUUGCUUCUUCCACAGGCAAACAUUCAGCUGGCGUUCCAUAGAGGGAGACAAUGCUCUGUGUAAGUGCUGUGAUGCUAAUGACUGCUCUGGACAGACUGGAGAGGAGAACAGUGAAAAGAAGCACGAGGUGGACACAACAGUUGGGCCUCUUCACACUUUGCCACACUCCCAUUGGACAGGCCAUCUGUCAAUCACUUAA